CUCAUAUAAUUGAAUAUGAGGAUGACUUAAAUGAUGACGAUAGUAAUAAUUUAGAAGAAGAAUCAGAUAAUUUAAAUAAUAGAUUUGAAGAUUUAUUUGAAAUAGAUAAUUCUGAAGAUAGUGAUGAAAGCUUUAAUAGUAAUUUUGAUAACAGUUCUAAUAACAACUCUGAUAGUGAUAUUGAAAAUGAUUUAGAUAACAAUUCUGAUAACAACACUGAUAGUAAUUUUGAGAAUGAUUUUGAUGAUAAUUUUGAUAAUAACUGUAAUAAAAAUUUGAAUAAUGAUUUAGAUAUUAAUGAGUUAAAUUCUGAAUUACAAGAAAUAAGGAAUAAUUUUACUAAAUAUUUUGAAAAUAAAGAAGAUUUUGAAAGAUGCAAUAAUGAAGAAUUUGAAAAAAAUAAUGCUGAAUAUUUUGAAGAAAGUAAUAUAAAGGAUUUUGAAGAAGAAAGAUUUGGAACUAACAAUGAAGAUAGUUUUAUGGAUGAAAUUUCAGAAGCUGACGAAUUUAUGAAGAUUUUUUUAACAAAAAAUCUAACUAAAAAUUAA
Racocetra fulgida is the source of this 548-nucleotide messenger RNA. The record is from the annotation of a GenBank genome assembly. NCBI's taxonomy places the organism in Eukaryota, Fungi, Glomeromycota, Glomeromycetes, Diversisporales, Gigasporaceae.